Messenger RNA from Salvia miltiorrhiza (redroot sage), 2658 nucleotides. RefSeq lists its product as uncharacterized. Gene Ontology annotation, biological process: regulation of DNA-templated transcription. Gene Ontology annotation, cellular component: nucleus. The transcript is spliced from 12 exons. The record is from RefSeq and is a predicted model, not a curated record. NCBI's taxonomy places the organism in Eukaryota, Viridiplantae, Streptophyta, Magnoliopsida, Lamiales, Lamiaceae. Bases 217 to 2220 code for a protein of 667 amino acids.
GGGAAUUAGAAGUGGCGGGAAAUGCACAAUAUUUUGGUUGGCGCUUUUGUUUGAAUGGAAAAUUGAAAGUCCCUCCACUCUCCGCGCAUCUACUAAGACAAAUGGAGCAGCCAAGUGCUCCUCUGUCCUAACCAACUCAUACUUUUAAAUACUCUCUCCACUUUCACGCUAAAUACUUCCCAAAGUUCUGUGUUGGUUGGAAGCUUUCCGGCCACAAUGGCGGUUGAUUCAGGCGCUGCUUCCAAUCAGUUACUCAAGAGCCCUAACAAGCUCACCAAAUCCCAAAAAGAUGCUCCUCUUUCUCCAAAGGCCAAGCGAAACAAUUCACCUGGCAUCCGGCUUGUCGGUGGUCGGAUUUAUGAUUCCGUCAACGGAAAAACUUGUCAUCAGUGUCGCCAAAAAACCAGGGAUUUUACUGCUGCAUGCAAGAAUCAGAAGAAUAACAAGCCAUGUACAAUUAUGUAUUGUCAUAAAUGCCUCUUGAACAGGUAUGGUGAGAAGGCAGAAGAAGUAGAUGCUUUAGGAGAGUGGAGCUGUCCCAAGUGUAGAAGCAUUUGCAACUGCAGUGUUUGCAUGAAGAAAAGAGGUCAUCAACCCACUGGUAUACUUAUUAAAACGGCGAAGGCAACUGGCUUUUCAUCUGUUUCUGAGAUGUUGCUUAAAGGAGCUCAACAUUUGAAUUGCGAAAAAGUUGUUGCAAAGAUGGCUGCUUCACCAAAGAAGCAAGUUGCCCCUUCACCCAGAAAGCGGGGCAAGGAAAAUUCUUUUGAUGGAAAAGUUGAUGCAAAUUUGCCAAUUGACACCGACAAGAAUUCCAAGAAAGUUAAGAAGGUCCACAAGGGCAAUAAGGAUGAUCAAAGCCCCGAUAAAAGAAAAUUGGAGCAUGAAGCUUUUGCAGAAAUGUACGACCGUAAUAAGAAGCAUGAAGCUGAGGGUACUGGUUCAUGUGGUGCUGAGAAGUCAAAGCAAAUCAAGAGGGGUAGAUCAUAUGAGCUGGAAAAUAAGAAAGAUGAUGGCGAAAUAUUGAAGGAGAAGAGUGUAAAUGAUGUAGAGAAAAAACCAAAAAAAUCAAAGAAGGGGUUAGAGAAAGAUGAUAGUGAGAAGAGUGAUAUCGCUUUAGCAAGGAGAACAAGUCCUAGAAAAUUAGCUGUUACGCAGAAAAUAUCCGACCAAGAAGCAAAACUCAAUGUUGGGGUCAAUCCAAAGGAAAUUAACAUAACGGGAGAUGAAAUUAACUCUGCAAAUACUCUGGUUGUUUUAAAGCAGCAUAGUGCUAAUAUUUUCCCUGACAUACCAAUGCCUCUGGGGACAGAAUUGAACAAUGUUGCUGGGAUUGAUGUAUCGACAGAAGAUGUUGGGAAUGCGUUGCAGUUUUUAGAAUUUUGUGCUGCUUUUGGAAAGAUUCUAGAGGUGAAAAAGGGACAGCCAGAGCAUGUUCUUCAAGACUUGUUCAAUGGGCGAGCUGGACGCCGAGGAAAAUUUUCCGUGACAGUCCAAUUUCAUAUCCACCUACUAUCUAUUUUAAAGACAGAGCAAGGAGAAGAAUGUGGAGAACUAAGUCCAUCAGUUGGAAAAAACUCAUGGUUCAAUGCACUUAAGAACUGCUUCUCUGAGUCUCAAAGCUUUGUUAAGGCUCAGGGACUGGAUUGUUUAGAGAGGGCAUCUGAUUAUGAAUCUUUAGAACCUUCGGAAAAGCUUGGGCUUUUAAAUUUCCUCUGUGAUGAAAUUCUUGAAACUGAAAAGGUGAGGAGUUGGAUGGAUGAGCAAAAUACAGAAUUUGCUGAAAAAGCCAAGGAAGCUAGACAAAAUGUUAUUGCUGCAAAGCAGAAGGAAAAGUCUUUGAAGCAGAAAAUGAAAGAUGAUGUUGCCAAAGCCAUUAUUGCUAAGCAUGGUGCUCCUCUUUCGAUUUCAGAGCAUGAAGCCAUUGUCUCCAACAUUAAACGGAAGGCAGCAGAAGCUCAUGCUAAGGUGCUUGAGUCAAAGGGCAUGCUUGUUGAAAAAAGUCAGACUUGCAAUGCUGUACGGAUAGAGCCUUUCCUUGUGGGACAUGGAGGUAAUGCAUACUGGAAACUAAAUUGUUUUGGCAAUGUACUGCAUCAAGAUGUUGGAAUGGGAGACACACUUACCUUAAAUGAGAAAUGGUUUGCUAUUGAUGAUGAAGGAAAAGAAGCAAUUCAGAAGCACAUUUGCUCUUUGAGGGGAAAAAGGCUGAGGUUCUGAUGUAGAUGGUACAUAGCUAGUGGAAAAUAUGUGCUAUAACAAAUAUGCUUUUUCAGAAUAUGGAUGAAUUAACAAGUCGAGAUGAUUAAGAGUUCUCCCUAUUUUGUUGGAUAGAUUUGAGUUUGCACAAUCUUUGGAAUUGUUUCCUGUAGAGGAUAUUCUGACGAGGACUGGGAAUCAUUUCGCAAUGAAUGUGUUGUGCAGGAAAGUAUUAAUUAUGUGUAAUGUUGGGAGAUCAUUUUAGUUGUUAGGAAACAAGUCGUGGACAAAAUAUCAUAUUAGAAAUAUUUUUUCUACGUUUUCAUCUUCUAGGAUUAAUGCUUAACUAAAAUGUUGUAAACGUAGAUGUUUAGCACUUAGUGAAAGAUAUUUUUCAAUCCUAUAUAGACGUUUUAUUAUUUUUGUUUUAAUUAAUUAAUGAUUAAAAUUUGGUGCUAA